AUGCCCCUCAUCACAUCUGUGCUAAUAUAUUUUAGGGUAUGGCUGGAACUGCGAUCUGUAUUUGAUCGUCUCUCUGUAGACCCUUCUGUUCGCGCGGUGGUAUUUUCAGGAUCCGGCGAAAAAGCAUUUUCCGUCGGCAUAGAUCUUAAAUGGGUUGCCAAGGAAGGUUCACCCUUCGUUCCGCGGCCAGAGGAGUACGCGGACCCCGCCAGACGAGCAGCUGCCCUUCGACGGUUCGGAAUCGAGUUUCAGGAUUGUAUCACGAGUAUUGAGAAGUGUGAGAAACCUGUCAUCUGUGUGCUGCAUGGCUUUGCGCUCGGAGUGACAGCCGACAUCUGCUCGGCUGCCGAUAUUCGCAUAUGCUCCAAAGACACGGUCUUCUGCGUGAAAGAGGUCGACCUCGGCAUCGCCUCUGAUAUUGGGAUUCUGGCGCGUCUACCCAAGGUCGUAGGCUCGUAUACCUGGGUCAAGGAAGUAGCCAUGACGGGCAGGAAUUUCGGCGCGGAUGAGGCCUACCGUGUUGGAUUUGUGGGCAGCGUCCUCCCGACAAAGCAAGAUGCUCUUGUGGAAGCAUUCAGGGUCGCGAGAAGCCUGGGCGGAAAGAGCCCGGUGGCCGUGCAGGCGGUCAAACAUUUCCUGGAUUACAGUCGAGGUCGCACUGUUGCAGAAGGGCUUCAGUACCAGCUGGCUUAUAAUACGGCAGUGGUUCAAACAAAGGACGUUCCUGACGCUAUCAAGGCGUUAAUGUCGAAGAAGGCACCGACAUUCGAGAAGCUCUAG
Molecule: messenger RNA, 780 nt
Organism: Metarhizium brunneum ARSEF 3297
Lineage: Eukaryota; Fungi; Ascomycota; Sordariomycetes; Hypocreales; Clavicipitaceae
Product: Delta(3,5)-Delta(2,4)-dienoyl-CoA isomerase
Cellular component (GO): mitochondrion
Molecular function (GO): delta(3,5)-delta(2,4)-dienoyl-CoA isomerase activity
Source: RefSeq, a predicted model, not a curated record